AUGGAAAAGAAUCAGAGUGUACGAGAGAGUGAUUUUAGAGCAUUUUGGUUGGCUAGAAAUAAGAUCCUAAAUUGGUUGCUUUACGAAAGGUCGUCCAUUAUCUGUCUCCAGGAAUUUUGGGAUGGAAAUGAAGAGUUGGUGCAUAUGCAUGAAGAAAGGCUUGGUGCUGCAGGCUAUGAUACCUUCAAACUUGCAAGAAGCAACAACCGAGGAGAUGGUUUGUUGACUUCUAUACACAAGGAAUACUUCAAGGUUUUAAACCAUGGGGAGUUGUUCUUCAAUGACUUUGGAGAUCGUGUUGCUCAACUGUUACAUGUUCGAUUAAUUGCACCGUUCUCAAGAAAUCAGAAUGGCAACGUUGAACAAGAAAUUAUCAUUGUCAACACCCACCUUUUAUUUCCCCAUGAUUCCAGUUUAUCCAUUGUAAGACUGCACCAGGUUUACCAAAUACUACAAUAUCUGGAAACAUAUCAGAGAGAAAACAAACUCAGCCAGACGCCUGUCAUACUCUGCAGUGACUUGAAUGGAAACAAGCGUGGACAUGUCUACAAGCUCAUCAGAUCCCAGGGAUUUGUAUCAUCUUAUGAUAUUGCACACGAAUAUACAGACAGUGAUGUGGAUGCUCAUAGGGUUAGUAUAUUCGAUUUCAGAUUUUAUUUUAGUACCUCUUUAUCAAUAUACCACCAUGUUUUUUUGAGUCUGCAAUGCUUACUGAUUAAAUAUGUCGGCUUUCAUCGUCGUGUCUCUGGUAUCCUACAGUGGGUUAGCCAUCAAAAUCACAGGGGAAACAUCUGUGGUGUUGAUUUCAUAUGGCUUUUUUAAUCCUCAAAAAUAAAAAAAACCUUUGAAGAUAAGUUGGGCUGAAGCAGCUUUUGGUAUA
Hibiscus syriacus is the source of this 880-nucleotide messenger RNA. RefSeq lists its product as uncharacterized. Lineage: Eukaryota; Viridiplantae; Streptophyta; Magnoliopsida; Malvales; Malvaceae. Gene Ontology annotation, molecular function: 3'-5'-RNA exonuclease activity. The record is from RefSeq and is a predicted model, not a curated record. The coding region runs from base 1 to 822 and encodes 273 amino acids. The transcript has 5 exons.